Molecule: messenger RNA, 516 nt
Organism: Arabis nemorensis
Lineage: Eukaryota; Viridiplantae; Streptophyta; Magnoliopsida; Brassicales; Brassicaceae
Source: the annotation of a GenBank genome assembly
AUGUCUCUCCAAUCUAUCAAAACGCCGACUUUGAUAACUCCGACCACCGUUGCUUCCUCCUCUAAUGUCAACAAGCUUCAAUCUUUCAGAGUCGCCGUCAACAAUCGCCAGCCGUCGUUCUACGGAACCCGUUUGAAUCUCAGCCUCAAACAAGCUUCUCCGGCACCGAAAUUCCGGUGCUCUGCGUCGGCGCUUACGCCGCAGCUUAAAGAUACAUUGGAAAAGUUGGUGAAUUCGAAGAAAGUUGUCCUUUUUAUGAAAGGAACGAGAGAUUUUCCGAUGUGUGGAUUUUCUAACACGGUGGUUCAGAUCUUGAAGAAUCUGAACGUGCCUUUCGAAGAUGUGAACAUAUUGGAGAACGAGAUGCUUAGACAAGGACUUAAAGAGUAUUCGAAUUGGCCGACUUUUCCUCAGCUUUACAUCGCCGGUGAGUUUUUCGGUGGUUGUGAUAUUACUCUUGAGGCUUUUCAGAGUGGUGAAUUGCAGGAAGUUGUUGAAAGAGCUAUUUGUUCUUGA